GUCGAACGGGCGAUUUGCGAAGACUUCGAUAUGUCAAGCUACUGAGCUGGCAGUUCAAUAAACGGAUUUAUAGCAAGUUUUCAAGCUAUCGGGAUGAAAAGAAUGUGUGCUUUUCGCGUUCUUCAAGGAAUCGAAAGGGUGUCUCGUAUAUUGCCUAUAUGGCUAAAUUAAGACACGCUUUUCUCGAAAGUGAAAGCCAUGCAUAA
Ambispora gerdemannii is the source of this 206-nucleotide messenger RNA. The record is from the annotation of a GenBank genome assembly. Lineage: Eukaryota; Fungi; Glomeromycota; Glomeromycetes; Archaeosporales; Ambisporaceae.